AUGCGAAACCACGAGAACGCAACGGAUCCCAGUCCUGUAAGUCACGGUACUUCGCCCCAUCAUCUGCGCCCUACCUCGUUGCGAUGUGCCACAUGUUAUCUAACGUCCUGCAUCAUCCUGCACGCGCUGGUCGUCGCAUUCCCCACUUCGCAGGAAGCUGCACGUGACCCGCUCGCUGGCAGGCUAGGCCACUUAACGCCGAGCCAGGAAGCGGCAUUCACCAUACUCAAGCAACGAGUCAUCGAGGAAAAUGUCCUCGUGCCGGGUCCACUGGCUCAUCAGAUUGAGUACGAUGAUUCAACUGUCAUGUAAGUGCCUGCCCUCGGCUCUAGUCCCCCACCCGAUCCUGUCGGCACGUAUAGCUCGGCCUGAACGACAUACACACCGGCCGCUCGUGGGUUCUACAAAGAAGGGAACAAGACAACUGACGCUCGUUAAAUCUCCUGACCUUCACCUCACCUAGUCGAUACCUUCGAGCGCGCCGCUGGAACGUCGACGGCGCACUGAAACAGCUCAAAGCGACGGCCGACUGGAUGACGACGGAGAACAUCGACACCACCUACGAUGAAAUAGAGGUCGAAGAGUUCCGAGCAGCGCGCAGACUCGGUCCCAGGUACACUGGUAAGCUCGAAGGACCAUCUGCUCGCUUCAUCAAGUGCUCGCUUCGCCUCGCAUCUGCCCGGGGGUAACGUGGCCGUUCGCGCGCUAGCUUAACUUGCUGAGGCCCCCCCUCCCCCUGUGUUCAACUGUCUCAGGGGCACGAGAUCGUGCCGGGAAUCCCAUCACGGUAUUUCGCAUGGACAGUCUGAGCGACGAAGACAUUAAAGGCUUCAACAAGGAUCACGCUCGAAGUGAUCUUCGUACGAGCAUUAUGACGCGGGUAGGUGUGAAUUUCACAGGGGUUUCAGUGAUACGGCUCGUGUCGAUUGCCGACGAAGAGCUGACGCUGAGCGGGGUGAUGUGUGCAUCGCGGCAGACGGGUACAUGUUUCUACCUUCCGCUACUCAAUGAGCUGCCACGCGCGAACCCCGAGGUUCCGAUUGACUCGUUCACCAAUAGUAAGCCCCAGGUCGACCGUGAUGGCGCUGCGUGCCAGUGAUCGGAAGUGAAUUCAUUCGUUUCGCACAGUCAUCGAUCUCUCCAACAUGUCCUUGACGAAGUUCUGGUGAAUGACUCGAAGAUUUUGCUUCGUCUCACGAUACGCUUACUCACACGUCGGUUCUCGACCACUCAGGGCACUACGAGGCUACCUGCAUCGCUCGUCGACUCUGGCGACGGCGCAUCUCCCCGAGACGCUCGGAAUUCUCUACAUCAUCGGUGCCCCCUCAAUCUGGAGCGUCGUCUACGGUGUCGCAAAAAAAUGGUUCGACGAAGGGACGACGAGUAAAUUUCGAGUUUUGUCCGCGUCCGAGGUGUUCACAGGCCUGUCGGAAACGAUUGAUCCCAAGUCAAUCCCCGAGGCGUACGGUGGCAAACUCAAGUGGCACUGGGACCUUAACCAUGGGGCUCCCGUGGUCAAUCAAGAUGUCAGGGAGCUACUGGGACUCGGACCCGACGAAGUGCCGCCCUCUGGCCCUUUGCGCUACAGCGCGAGCACAGGUCUGCAAGUCGUCGGCAAGGGAAGGACGGAGGCGGAGCUCGCUUACAACGGACGUGGUCGUCGUCCGGCCAAAGAACGUACUGCAGCACCUGAAUCGAAUGGAGCUUCCAGCAAUACUUCUACCACCACGUAA
Microbotryum saponariae is the source of this 1733-nucleotide messenger RNA. Lineage: Eukaryota; Fungi; Basidiomycota; Microbotryomycetes; Microbotryales; Microbotryaceae. The record is from the annotation of a GenBank genome assembly.